Molecule: messenger RNA, 318 nt
Organism: Necator americanus (New World hookworm)
Lineage: Eukaryota; Metazoa; Nematoda; Chromadorea; Rhabditida; Ancylostomatidae
Exons: 3
Coding region: 1-318 (105 amino acids)
Source: RefSeq, a predicted model, not a curated record
AUGACAGAAGAACUCGCUCGAGAUGUUUGCAUCAGGAGACCGCCCUAUACUCUUCAAACUCUUAUAAAAGAUAUGUUAUCGUCAGUGAUUGUUUUACUGCUCGUAACGGCAAUAUCCAUAACCGUUCUACCGACAUCAGCACAAUAUGACGCAACACAACACCGCGUCAAACGGCAAUGGGGAUAUGGAGGAUUUGGUGGAAUGGGAGGAUAUGGCGGAAUGGGAUGGGGCGGAAUGGGACGUCCACCACCACCACCACCUCCAAUGGGAGGAAUGUAUGGAGGAGGAAUGUAUGGAGGAGGAAUGUGGGGCAAAUAA